Molecule: messenger RNA, 1796 nt
Organism: Saccostrea cuccullata (small rock oyster)
Lineage: Eukaryota; Metazoa; Mollusca; Bivalvia; Ostreida; Ostreidae
Product: acid-sensing ion channel 1C-like
Exons: 8
Coding region: 1-1431 (476 amino acids)
Biological process (GO): sodium ion transmembrane transport
Cellular component (GO): plasma membrane
Molecular function (GO): ligand-gated sodium channel activity
Source: RefSeq, a predicted model, not a curated record
AUGGAAGAACAACACAAAAAAUCCUCCACCUCCAUCAGACAUCUCGGGGGUGCGUUUGUAGGUGAAUGUUCUAUGCAUGGAAUCGGACACAUUUUUCAGAGACCUUUCUAUCGCGGGAUUAUUUGGUUUGUGGCUGUGGGUGUGAGCACGGGUUAUCUUCUUUAUCUUCUCUACAAAGAAUGGAUCAACUACCACCAAUACCCCUUCCUGGCCAUUUCCUCCGUAAAAAGCGUGUCAAGUAUACAAUUCCCAGCAGUUACCUUUUGCAAUUUGAGCCCCUUUAAUAGAUCAAAAGUAGCAUCUGACCCACGAGACGAAGUUUAUCACUUAUCACUCUCAAGACUAAACAACUUAGUUGAUGAGAUCAACUGGACGGAUCCUUACUAUCAAAACAACGGAUAUUUUGCGCCAAGGACUUUCAAUGACGUGGCAAAUGAAACGCUGGAAAUAAACAGCGUUGUCAAGUAUAUAACGUUUGACGGAAAAGGCGUAAACCUUAAACAUGACCUAACGGAGAAAGUGGCAUCCAAUGGUAUGUGUUACACGUGGAACAGUAAUGGAUCCGUGACUACAAGUUCUACUGGAUCAUCUUUCAACUUCAUAGCUCUUCUCAGCGUCAACAACGAUCAGAAUUACCAAAACACUGACUGCAGCAAUGGAUUUAAGGUAGCUGUGCACGAUCCUCUUGAAGACCCAGCAAUAGAGAACAGCGGCUUUCUCGUUCCACCUGGAAGGAUAGCUUUAGCAAAACUAUCUAAAACAACGUAUUCAUAUCUCGGUCCCCCUUUCAAAGCUUUUGGUGAUACUUACUGCGAUGAUCCGAGUUCUCCAGAUUUUACAAAUCCGGUACAUCCAGCACCAUACAGCAUUAAUGCUUGUAAAAGGAAGUGCGAAAGUGACCUGAUGUUUCAGCGCUGUGGAUGCAUUACUUUGGGGUCGAAUGGUGAUCACACCAUUUGCUCCCAAUACCAAUAUCAUCAGUGCCUUUACAAUUCAUCAUAUCAGAACACAAGAAGUGCUACCACAUUCUCUACAUGUGACUGUCCCGAGCCUUGUCAGCAGACGACUUAUAACGCUCAGAUGUCGUAUGCUGUGUACCCGACAGAAGAUACCGCCAACUUUAUGAGCAAAAAAAUGGGACUUCCAAAAGACUAUUUCAGUGAAAAUUUCGUUGAACUCCACAUCCACUUUGAUUAUCUACAAGUACAUAAGGUGGAGCAAGUGCCGCUGUAUACGUCUUAUCAAGACAUCUUGUCCAACAUUGGAGGGCAGAUGGGGUUAUUGCUGGGAGCCAGUCUUCUGUCACUCCUUGAAUUUGUGGAAUUUUUCCUGAACUGUGGAAUUUUUCUUCUGAGAAAAGGCUUUUACAAAGCUCACAAUAACAAAGUGAACAAAGAAAAUUAUUCAGAGGAUGAAAAAAUCAAGAAUUAGAAAAAGGAUUCAUCAAUGGAAUAUCUUAUUAAAUCAUUCUGACAAUAUACACUCUAAAUGUGGAUGAACUGCCAAAGCCAUAUACAUGUAGGACAGCCAGUUCAGUCACAAUUUUUUUUUUUUAGUUUUGACUAUGUAUGAAUGAAAUGUACAAAAAUUCAAAUCACAGCAUUAGAGCUCACAAGCAAAAAACAAGAGGAAUGCUUUGUACAAAUUUAUUCUUGGUAGAAUAUUUGUUCCUACUCUGUGAAAUCUCAUCACAUGGUGAUGUCCCACAGUACAGACAAAAUAUAACAGUAACAAUACACAGUCACAUAACAAAAAUCAAGUCAACAGACCACAAGGUUAGUCACACAGUGCACAAA